AUGCCCCCGCUGGCGGGUGACGAGCCCGGCGGAGGCGGCGCCUUCACCGUCCUCAACCGCGAGCGCGAGGCCGACGCGGGAGCUGCCCGCGCCAGGCACGUGCUGGCCGUGCGGCCGCUGCAGCGCGAGCCCGCCGCCCCCGCCCCGGCUGCGCCCGGCUCCGAGUUCUCCCGCGAGCUGGACCGCAAGCUACGCCGUCUGCGCGCCACCGAGCGACCCUCGCGCCGCGCGCGCUUGCAAGAUAUGAACCCGCAGGAAGAGCGGCCGCGCUUCGUCACCACUGUCAAGUCGGGGCAGUUCCUGCUGCCGCCACCCGAACUGGCGACGCUGCUGGGGCUGGAGUCGCUGUACCCGGCGCCGCGCGAGCCCAUCGUGUACUCGUACUCGAGCCACCCGAAGCCCGUGGCGGCGCGCGCCAAGCGGGACACGCGUGGCGCCGCUCGCGGCCCGAGUGGCGCAGCAGAGAAGGCCGCGGGCGGCGCGGCGCGGGCGCGGCUGGGCGCCGCGCUGGGCAGCGUGCGCGUGCUGGCCGCCGCCGCCCUGGGGCUGCGCGGGCAACACGGCACGCUGGCGUACUCCAACGUGAUGCACGACAAGCGCGUGGUGCGCGGCUCCACCUUCGCCUCCCACCCCAUGGCUGCCGGAGACGGUGUGGAGAGCGCGGCGUCGCGCGCGGCGCGGACCCGGCGGCGCGCGCUGGCGCGGAGGCAGGCCGCGGCCCGCACGCGGCCCGGCACGCCGCCGCCCGCGCCCGGCCGCCGCCACCACCCCAUACAGACCGAGUACUACCUCGAGGAGCUAUUCGACAAAGGCGUGGAGAUGUCGGUGGGCGUGCAGACGGACCUGUUCGUAGACCGGCCCGCCACGCCCGUGUACGUGCCCGCCAAGACCGGCGCCGACGCCGCCACACAGAUAUACCCCGGAGACCUGUUCGACUUCGACCUGGAGGUGCAGCCCAUCCUGGAGGUGCUGGUGGGCAAGACGGCGGAGCAGGCGCUGGCGGAGGUGGCGCAGGAGGAGGAGCUGGCCACGCUGCGCGAGCAGCAGCGGCGCUACGGCGAGCUGCGCGACGCGGAGCGGGCUGAGCGCGCGCGGCUGGCCGCGCAGGACUUGCGCCUGCACCGCGAGAAGGAGCGGCGAGUGGCCGAGGCGCGCGUGGCGCAGAUCGCGGCCGUGGAGGCGCGGGAGCGCGCCGCGGCCGCCGUGCUCGUGCAGGGCUACGUGGCCGAGCUGCUGCCCGCCGUGCUCGCCGGCCUGCGCGACCAGGGCUACCUCAUGGAGCGCAUCGAGCGCGGAGUCGACGACGAGUUCAUGCCGUGGCUGGUGGAGGAGGUGUCGCAGGAGAUCGAGUCCAUCAUCACGUCUCGCGACCUCAUCACGGAGGUGGUGCGCGACGUGGUGGAGGCGCGCGCAGAGCUGUACCGCGCGGCUGGCGAGCGCGACGCUGAUCACGUCUCGCCCGAGCAGUCCGUCACGCCGCCCUCCAUGCGCGGCGAGGGGGAGGAGGAAGAAUUGGAGCGGCCGGUGUGAGCUGCGAGCCGCAUCGUGCCCACGUCCACGGCCUUAUUUAAAGUUUUAGUGAUAUAUAGUUAAAAGGACAUGUGCCUUGCUAAACUUAUUUAAUAUUACCUAUAUUUAUAUACACGGGGAGCUAAUAAUAAAUCCACUGUUAACAUGUACUUAACGUAAAUUAGACGAUAUAUCUAACGGGAGUUGUGUCGUAAAAUCGGUUAAAAAGCGCGAGUACCAAAAACAAUACCACCUAGUAGCUGUAAUCGAAGCCUGCAGCGCUAUAUACCUACACUGUACCGGCACGAAGGCCUGAAGCCGAAACCGAAACAUAAGUUUACAUAAGUAGGUAAAACUAUGCUGAAACUGUACAAGAUAUAACUAGGUACUUAUGUACCUAAGUUUCAUUGAUCAGCAGGUGCAUAAGAAUUUUAUAAAGAGAUGCAUUUCUUACACGAUUGGAUUACAUUUACUUUUAACGUCUAGAUUCCGAAAUAAUUUAGUGAUAUAUCCAUGGCAAUAACAAUAUUCGGGCGCCAACUGGUAUGGCCGUGUAUCCCUGCUAUACCAGGCAUGCCGGCGGUGUUGGUUGAGCUCGUCACAAACACAUAUCGUACCAUUAAGUUUUUUAAUGUUAAGUUCUCCGUGCCUUCAGAAAUUGA
Molecule: messenger RNA, 2171 nt
Organism: Pectinophora gossypiella (pink bollworm)
Lineage: Eukaryota; Metazoa; Arthropoda; Insecta; Lepidoptera; Gelechiidae
Gene: Rsph3
Product: radial spoke head protein 3 homolog B
Exons: 6
Coding region: 1-1530 (509 amino acids)
Cellular component (GO): cilium
Source: RefSeq, a predicted model, not a curated record